Messenger RNA from Parnassius apollo (apollo), 996 nucleotides. The record is from the annotation of a GenBank genome assembly. NCBI's taxonomy places the organism in Eukaryota, Metazoa, Arthropoda, Insecta, Lepidoptera, Papilionidae.
AUGUACCUGGAUUAUGUCGCAAAAGCAAAGCAGAAGCUGCAAGAAGCGCAACAGAGAAGAAAGAGGUUAAAAGUAAACAAUAGAGAGACCUGUGGGUGUCAGAAUGUGGAAGGAAAGACUGACGAGGGGAAAGAUGAUCGUCUGUCGAAUGACGACAAACAGAAAUCUAAAACGGACGACAGUAUAGAGGAAAAGCCUCGGCUUAGCAUACCGAGGAAUUACAGCGAGCAGAACCUGAAAACUCAUAACGUUGAUUCGGAACCUAAAAAGUGCUGUUCGAAAUCGAACCCAAACCUGUUGGACUACAGUGAUGAGUGCUCGAUGGAACUUAUUCAGUUGGAUAUAGCCCGGACGUUCCCACACCUGUGUAUCUUUCAGCCCGGUGGACCGUACUUUGACGUUCUACACGAGUUGCUAGCUGCGUACGUUUGCUAUAGACCGGAUAUUGGAUAUAUACAGGGCAUGUCGUUCAUCGCGGCGGUGUUGAUUCUGAACAUGGAGGCCCCGCAGGCCUUUGUGUGCUUCGCUAACUUGCUGGACGGCCCCGUUCUACGUGCAGCAUUCACGAGGGAUGGCGCCGCCAUGCAGCGGCUAUGGAAGGCGUACGGGCGCCUGCUCAGGCACAACGUGCCCGCGCUGGCCGAGCUGGUGGCGCCGGAGCUGUACCUGGUGGAGUGGCUGUACACGGCCUUCGCCAAGGCCAUGCCGCUGGACGCCGCCUGCCGCGUGUGGGACGUGUUCCUGCGCGACGGCGACACCUUCCUGUUCAACGCCGCGCUCGGUAUUCUUCAUCUCUACCAGGACGAGCUCAAAGACAUGGACUUUAUAUCCGCCGCCCAAUUCCUCACGAAGCUGCCCGAGGAUUUGGACCCAGAAGCGCUUUUUAAAAGCAUCUCCUCCAUCACGAUGACGUUGGACGGCAUGUCGUUCGAGGAGCUUGCUUCCUGCUGUGAACUGGAAACAACCCUCGAUGAUGACGUCACCGUUCGGUUAUGA